AUGAAAGGGCAAGAAUCGAGAACAACAUGGGAGAGCUCGAUCAUCGAGGGCCAGUUGUCUAAAAAUCUAGCAAGGUACACCUUAUUAUUAGACAAAUUAUCGACGCUAUCUCAAAUAGACAAGCUGUCAGAAGUGAUCGCCAACGACUAUGCUAAACAGUGUAAGCAAUUGGAUGUGUUCGUGCAACAAUCGCAAGCAUCACUGAACACACAGUCUCGGAAACUGGAACUACAAAGAACUAACCUUACUACAACUUUGGCUCAAUUUCAUGGCACUGUGAAUACCAUAUCGUCUUCGAAUACAAGAGCAAAAGCUAUACAUGACGAUAUUGAAACGGUAGAUCAGGAAAGGGCAUUGGUCAACAAAACAUUACAAUUUUUGAAAGACGUUAGAACGUUAAAGAAUAAUAUUUCACUGGCGCAUUCAGCUUUAGAAACUAAAGAUUACCUGGUGGCUGCGACAGCAAUCAAUGAAAUUAGAAAUCUUCCAGAUAAGGACCUGAUUGUUUCUGAGUUCGCUAAGAAAGUGGUGCCUUCAAGUGAAAUUCCUGAAGAACCGGCUAUACUAAUCAAAAGUUGGUGUAAAGAACUGACAAGUUUGUUCCAGGAACAGUUCAUGAAGGCAACAAGAACACAAGACAUUAAAGAAUUAACCCUAAUGUUCAAGAUGUUUCCUAUGAUAGGGCAGGAUGUGCUUGGACUAGACCUGUAUUCCAAGUACGUCUGUGAUAUUAUCGCAGAUGAAAGCAGGAAGAUUAUGUCCAAUUCUAUGGAGAAUAGCACCAAGUUCCAAGGAUUUUUCUCGCAAGUACUAUUGCAUCUCUUCAAAAUUGUAUCCACUAUUAUAAAUGACCACUCAAAAGUUAUCGCCGCGUGUUAUGGUGAAAAACAUAUGGUGCACGUCAUGGAAAAAGUCGAAAAGGAAGCUGAUCUUCAGGCCAGUUUGGUUUUAGAUAUUUUCAUGGAAACAAGGAAAGUGGAUAGAACCAUACAUGAUAUCAAUGAAUGGAAUCAUUUACAGAAGAAUGAAGAUAGGAACACAAGCAGUAAGCAGUCAAAUGACGAAACAGACGAAGAGACGGAACAAACCUCAAUAAUAUCAAUCAAUGACUUAGCACUAUUGAUAAUAGAGUUCUCCCAAAUAUUGCAAAAUUGGUCCAUGUAUUCUCGAUUCUAUUCAGUUAAAUGGUACGAGUUCACCAAUUUGCAUCCUCAUGUGUUACAACCGCCUUCACCAAUAACAGAUGGAAAGUUUGCAUUAAAACUGGAACAAGAUACAGUAUUUUAUAAAUUUCAAGUGCUUGUGUUGAACCAUCUCCAUAGAUCAUUCAAGAAUAGUAUUUCAUUGGAAGAAUUGCCUUCACUGAACGAUUUGAUAACUUCUGAUCCUAUUGAUGACCAAGACAGAAAUUCAUACCCUGUGACAUCUGUUUUGGAUGACUUGAUAUUAUUAGUUCGCAAAAACCUAAUAUCAGUGGUAAAUACUGGUCAGUUUAAACUCCUGUCCAGUUUUUUGAAUGAGUUGGUGAAAUUUUUUCAGAACCAAUUUCUGGUCAAGUUUAUGCAAAAUAAAUUCAAGUUGUUACAAUCAAAAUUGACCUCGAGUGUAUCUUUGAAAAGAUACAUUCCAAAAAGAGAAGACCAAUCCACUGCAUCAAGAUCGGUCUCUCCACCUGCAAACAAAUUCUCUCCAUUGAGCAGGUUCACUUUUAGAGGAGCUGCCGCUACCGCUUUAACGAACAUUCAAUCAAAUUUACAAGCCGUAGUUGCAGAAGAUGAAGAUUCUAUCCUCGCGUUACAUCAUUACUUGAUUUUCUUAAACACGCUGUAUUUGAAUAAAGUGUAUGUUCACAGACUCUUAUCUAUGGAAAUAUUGGAAGACAAUUCACAAAGAAUUCUAAAAGACAACUUUCCAUUCAACAACGAUUCGGAGCAACUGAAAGUUUUGAUUUUGAACUCGGAAAAAUUAGUUUCGGAUCAAACAGAUAAGCUAAGUAAAUGGGGCAUCAAAUACUUGUUUCAAAAUAUACUGCAAAAUAGAAUUCGAAAUUUAUUGGGAACAAUUUUUGUCAAUUCCGCUUCGUCAACUUCCUCAGGAUCAAACCAAAACAACGUUUCUCGCGACUAUUCUGCUAGUGCAAACCAGAAGAAUUACAUUACAAGCAUAGAAGAUUUUGAGGAUCUGUCUCAAAUAAACAGUUUCAACAGCAAGUGGAACCAAUUGAUUAUUCCUUACAAAAAUAUUCUCCACAAAGAAGCGUAUGUGGAAUUACUGGCUGUCAUAGUCAACUACAUUGUGGGAACGUUGGAACAAAGGAUAUGGUCACUGGAGUUCAAUGAGCUAGGUGUUACAAAACUAGAUAGAGAAUUAAGCCUCUUCAUUGGUAAUAUAUGUGGUUUGAACUAUAAACUGAGAGAAAAGUUCUUGAAAUUGACACAAAUUGUGCUACUGCUUGGUUUAGAUGAUGAUAACUUUGAUUUGACCACUGGUGAUAUUAAGGAUGACUUCGAUGGUACUUUCGAUUGGGCGAUAACCUCUCAAGAAAGAAUUAAAGCUAGGAAUAUGAAGAUUGAUAGAAGGCAGUAA
Saccharomyces mikatae IFO 1815 is the source of this 2586-nucleotide messenger RNA. It is a transcript of the gene COG4, whose product is annotated as Golgi transport complex subunit COG4. The transcript has a single exon. The record is from RefSeq and is a predicted model, not a curated record. Lineage: Eukaryota; Fungi; Ascomycota; Saccharomycetes; Saccharomycetales; Saccharomycetaceae. The coding region runs from base 1 to 2586 and encodes 861 amino acids.